AUGGCGCAAUGUGUCAAAAAGGAAGAUGACCCCGAAAGGCCAAAGCCUCAUUAUCUACCAAAGAAGCAGGAACAGAACAUACCUGGCUUUUCCUUGACUGCCAAAGACUUCGCCGCCACCCCUUUUCUUAGAGAGACCAACCCAACUUCACAGACUUGCGAUUUUAUGUCUGUGAUUGCGCUUGCUCUUAUUGCCUUAUUUCUUAAAUAUUAA
This is a messenger RNA of Prunus armeniaca (apricot), 213 nucleotides long. The record is from the annotation of a GenBank genome assembly. NCBI's taxonomy places the organism in Eukaryota, Viridiplantae, Streptophyta, Magnoliopsida, Rosales, Rosaceae.